AUGUCAGUUUUGUUUAUCACUGCUUUUCUAAUAACAUUCUCACUUUCUAAACAAACAACUAACACAAACAAAAUUUUAAAAACAGAGUUUGAAACUCAUUGGAAAAAAUGGAAAAGUGACAACAAGAGAAUAUAUAAUUCUAUAUCUGAAGAACUAACUCGUAAAGCAAUAUUUCUUUCAAACCUUAAAAAAAUUAAUGAAUUAAAUUCACAAAGAAUUGAUCCAGAUGACGCUGUGUUUGGUUUAAAUGCUUUUAGUGAUCUAAAACCUGAGGAAUUUUCAAGAAGAUUUAAUAAAAUUAACUUAAAGUUACUUAAACUAAAACAAAGAAAUCAUUACAAACUUCCUGUUCCAAGUGGAGAGGUUCCCACACAAUAUUCUGCCUGUCUUCAAGACAUGUUGUUAGACAAAAACUCUUCAAACGAAAUAGAUUUAUGUGGUGGAAUAGUGAUUGACCAAGGUGACUGUGGCAGUUGUUACGCUAUUUCGAAUGCACAUGAACUUCAACUAAAAUAUGCUAAUUUAACUUUAACUCAAAGAGGAAAAAUUGAAUAUGAAAUGUUCAGUCCUCAACAACUUAUGGACUGUACAGAAAAUAGUUAUUAUUGUGAAGGUGGUACAGCAGAUGAACCAUUAAUGUCUUCCCAUUAUGUUGUAUUUGAAAAGGACUAUCCAUAUAUUUCUUAUUCAAACACGUUAAUUAAUAAUUCUUGUGUCCAUGAUAAACUUACACCAAUGAAGGUUUCAUUUUCAUUAUUUGAUUCAGCACAGAACUUUGAAAUUUUAAAAAGAAUAACAUAUUAUUAUGGCUCUUUUGUCACCUCUGUAAAAGCAUCAUCUGAUUGGUCAUACUACCACUCUGGAAUUUAUUCACAUAGUUGUACAAAAAAUGUUGUCACUAAUCAUGUUAUUGAGAUAGUUGGCUACGGUAAUCACAAUGGAAAAGAAUAUCUUAUUGCUAGAAAUUCUUGGGGAAAAAACUGGGGUAUUGAUGGCUUUAUAAAGAUUUCUGCCAAAUCACUCUGUGGAAUUGGAGGUGAUGAUGGUGGAAUUUAUCCAGUAUCUCUUAUCCAACACACUGACUUUAGUGAUGUUCCAAAAGGUAAAUACGGAAAAAAGUCAUAUAAACAAGAAGUUCAGCCGAAGUUAUAUAAUGGAACUGAUAAAUAUGAUAUUUAUGAACAAUUUCCUGAUUCUUCAGGAGAUUCAUUCAUUGACAUUAUUAUCAGUUUUAUAGUUACAAUACCAUUAGUUGUUGGUUUAAUUUCUUGGGCAAUUUGUGCAAUUGUCAUUUUGAUAUUAUCUUGUGUUUUUUAUUUGAAUAAAAACUAA
Molecule: messenger RNA, 1332 nt
Organism: Entamoeba dispar SAW760
Lineage: Eukaryota; Evosea; Mastigamoebida; Endamoebidae
Product: cysteine protease, putative
Exons: 2
Coding region: 1-1332 (443 amino acids)
Cellular component (GO): lysosome
Molecular function (GO): cysteine-type endopeptidase activity
Source: RefSeq, a predicted model, not a curated record